Selaginella moellendorffii is the source of this 1536-nucleotide messenger RNA. RefSeq names its product protein trichome birefringence-like 5. The record is from RefSeq and is a predicted model, not a curated record. Lineage: Eukaryota; Viridiplantae; Streptophyta; Lycopodiopsida; Selaginellales; Selaginellaceae. Gene Ontology annotation, molecular function: O-acetyltransferase activity. The coding region runs from base 55 to 1467 and encodes 470 amino acids. Gene Ontology annotation, cellular component: Golgi apparatus. The transcript is spliced from 4 exons.
UAUUUCUAGCGAGCCCACUCCAUCGAUCGAUCGGUCACGUAGCUCUCCGCGCCUAUGAAAUUCUCUCCAUGGGGAUCCAUCGCAGUAGCAGUGUCCUUCGCCGUGCUCGUCUUGGCGGCAUCGUCGUUCCUCUCGAGCACCAGCGGCGAUCUUCUCUCCAGGCGCUUGUCCAUGCCCCGGGCCGCCAAUGCGGCAUUCUUGACGGCGUGGCUCAGCCGGGGCGAUCGCGAUGGCGAUGGCGAAGGCGGCGAUCGCGGGGUAGGGGGCGCCGGCGGUGGCGCUAAUCCCGAUGAUAAUCCUCCUCUUGGUAAUCGCGGAGCUCGAGCACCGAAAUAUUUCGGAUCACCAUCGCCAUCUCCAUCUCCAUCGCCAGCUCCAGCACCAUCGCCAUCUCCAUCUCCAUCGCCAGCUCCAGCGCCAUCGCCAUCGCCUCCACCGCCAAGAUCUUGCGAUAUUUACUCCGGCCGCUGGGUACGCGAUGAUGGAUACCCCUUGUUCCAGCCAUCCUUCUGCCCCUUCACCGAUGGAGCGUUCCAGUGCCAAGAGAAUGGGCGCAACGAUAGCGGCUAUCUCCAUUGGCGAUGGCAGCCCCAUAGCUGCGAUCUUCCAAGAUUCAAUGCAACGGAUAUGAUGGAGAGGCUGAGGAACAAGACCCUGGCGUUCGUGGGAGAUUCUCUGGGCCGGAAUCAAUGGGAAUCUCUCGUGUGUAUGCUCUACCAGGCCGCCAGGAACAAGAGAAACGUCUACGAGGCUCACCGGCAGCGUGUCGCCAAGGCCGGCUACUACUACUCCAUCGUCUUCGCGGAUCACAGAGUCCACAUCGACUUCUAUCGCUCACACUUCUUGGUCGCGGAGAACCGGAGGCUCCCGGACAAGAUCAAGAGCGCCGCUGCGAACUGUACGCUCUCGCUCGACCGGCUCGAUCCAGCGGCGCGCGAGUGGAGGAGCGCGGAUCUCAUCGUUUUCAAUUCGGGGCACUGGUGGGAACACCGGAGCAUUCACAGCGGGGAGUGCUACUUCAUCCAAGGCUCCAACUACACCACUCAAAUGGACGGUCUCGCCGCGUUCGAGACUUCCAUGAAAACUUGGGCCCGCUGGAUCGAUCGGCAUAUCGGAAGAACACAAAAGAUUUUUGUCCGUGGCUACUCUCCAAACCACUUCAGUGGAGGAGACUGGGACACGGGAGGGAGCUGUGAAUCGCAUCUGGAGCCACUGGCGGACGAAUUCAAGCUGGACGAGCUUUCAAGCAAGGUAGACGUUUUCUCUCGGGUGUUGCGGAGCAUGAAGACGCGUGUGACGUUCCUCAACGUGACCAAGCUCUCGCUGUUCCGCAAAGACGGCCAUGUUGCGAGGUGGGGUAAGAAGCACGGGUGGGAUCAGCAGGAUUGCAGCCACUGGUGCCUUCCGGGAGUCCCAGAUACUUGGAACGAGCUGCUCUACGCUUCGCUAGUGAAGCAGCAGCAGUGACUUCUAAAACAUUCUUUUUCUACACUAAUAAUUAUUCUCUCGGCUCGUGAUUUUGCGAGGUCCAUGCCA